Molecule: messenger RNA, 2025 nt
Organism: Sitodiplosis mosellana (orange wheat blossom midge)
Lineage: Eukaryota; Metazoa; Arthropoda; Insecta; Diptera; Cecidomyiidae
Product: zinc finger protein 888-like
Exons: 3
Coding region: 1-1644 (547 amino acids)
Source: RefSeq, a predicted model, not a curated record
AUGAAAACUGCCCAGUUGCCAGACUUGAAAUCCGAUCCCAUUUUCAACGGUAUUGAUUGGGACAAAGUAGAUAAAAAGGCGUCAGAUGCACCAUUUCCACCAAAACCGUAUUUGCCAUUGAAGCCUGAUGCAAAUUUUACCGUCAACUUGAAGGGCGAUCCGAUCGAAUUGGAAAAAGAACUCCAAAUAGCCGAAAUCUUUGACGGAUGUGAACAACGUUGUGAAAAUCAUCAGGGAAGCACAUUGCCCAUGAAGGAACAUCAUAAAGAAGUGCAAACUUGCUCAAUCGACGGUUGUGAAAUGCAAUUUACGUUUCAAUCUGUGUUGAGAUUGCAUCAAACCAGGGAGCAUAAUGAUCAAACUACUACAUUUACUAAAAAAACUCGGAAAUUCGCAUGUGACAUUUGUGGAAAAGCAUACUCAAGACGGGAUAAUCUAAAAACUCACAAAGAUUCUACACAUAACCCUCAUAAGAAGAAAUAUGAAUGCGAUGAUUGUGGUGAAAUAUUUCUCAGACAAAGUUCAAAGGAAACUCACAUCAUUCGUUUUCACACGAAUAGCAUUGGGAAAUUCAUUUGUGAAAUUUGUAAAAAAGUUUACGCAAAGCGGCGAAAUCUACAAGAUCACAUAGAUCAUACACACUUGUUCAAACAAAGAAAGAAAAUCAAUUGUGAAUUUUGUGGUAAAUCAUCGUAUCGUAAUCAAUCCCAUCUCCGAAGACACAUUAAUACCGUGCAUUUUAAUCAUCGAAAAUAUAAAUGCAAUACGUGCGAAAAGACUUUUAAGCAAAAAAUAACUUUGAUAGAUCACGAAAGAAUUCACACUGGAGAGAAACCCCUUAAGUGCACAUACGAGCACUGUGAAGAACGCUUCAGAACUCGCGGAGAUAGAACAAAGCAUAUUAAUCGUAUUCAUUCUAAUGAAACUCCCUAUGUUUGUGAAAUCGAUGGAUGCGACCAGGCAUUUGGAAGAUUAAAAGCACUGAAUUUGCACAGGGAGAAAGAGCACGGAAUAUCCACAUUGAAUUAUUCAUGUGAAAUUUGCUCGGAAAUUUUCAGCAUGAAGAAGAAACUGAUGGAACAUAUCAAAGAAAAACAUUCAACCUUGGAAAUGUUUAAUGCAACAGAGCAGGCUAUCGAACAGACACAGUCUCAGUACCAGCAAAGUGUUGUUGCUAGCCAUCAAGAGGAAGAUAAUCCGACUGGGGUAGAGUUCGGAAUUAAAGUGGAAGAACUGUUGAUUGACUCCUCACCUAAUGUGCUACAGAGCCAACAAAAUUAUAUAAAAAAAUAUAAAUGCGAUACAUGCGAAAUGACUUUUAAGCAAAAAGAGUAUUUAACAGAUCAUGUACGGAUCCACACAGGGGAAAGACCAUAUGAAUGUAAGCAUUGUGGAGAACGCUUCAGAACUCGAGGACAAAAAUCAAAGCAUAUCAUCAAUAUUCAUUCAGAAGGGUUUUGUUGUGAAAUUGAUGGAUGCAAAAAGGUAUUUACUUCUAAUCAAAGCUUGAGAUCACACAGAGAAAAGGGGCACGGAAUAUCUAUAUUGAUUUAUUCGUGCGAAUUUUGCUCGGAAAUAUUCAACACUAAGCAGAAAAUGAUGAAACACAUCCAAGAGAAACAUCAAUCUAACACAGAACAAUGACAAUACAAUUAGUAUGUCAUUCCUGACAAAAAUAAUUCAGAACAAUUCUCUUUUUUAUUGCAAUGAAUUUAAAAAAAAUUCUGAAAAAUAAAAAUGUACAAAUGAUUAAUUUUUUAAAUAAAUUCAUUUCAUCUUUUGUAAUGCUUUUUUCGGGAUAUUCACAUGUUGAAUAUUUGUUGGAGUCAUCCAACAUAUUAAUCAUUUUUUUUAAUAUAAAGUUUGUUUGUAUUGCACAUUUUGCACAUUUCAAUUUCUCGAUAAUUCCGUAUUUAAACUGUAGUUGUUAUAAUGAAAAUGUUAAUAAACUAAUUUAAAAUCGAUGUUUCAUUAGGCAUAAGAUUGGAUUAAUAAAGCAGUUGUUAUAUAGCUUCGUCUUGACAA